UCUCUGAACUCAAAACUGGGAAGGAGGCGUUGCCUGCUCUCAGGCUGGAGGCGCGUUCAGGCAUUUGCGGCUUUGUGUCUAAGGCAAUCAAGAAGCUGUAACCAUGUCUGGAAAGCCCAAAUUGUACUACUUGGAUGGAAGAGGCAAGUUGGAGCCAGUACGGUGGCUGUUAGCAGCAGCUGGAGUGGAGUUCGAAGAGGAAUUUCUGGAGACAAGAGAGCAAUACGAGAAGCUGCUUCAAGAUGGAUCCCUCCUGUUUCAACAAAUUCCCAUGGUGGAAAUUGAUGGGAUGAAGAUGGUGCAGACACGAGCCAUCCUCCACUAUAUUGCAGCAAAAUACAACCUCUAUGGGAAGGACCUGAAAGAGAGAGCAUUAAUUGACAUGUAUGUGGAAGGAACAACCGAUCUAAUGACAUUGAUUUUGGUUUACCCUUUCUUAACGCCCGAGGAUAAGGAGAAACAACUUGCUGGAAUCCUUGAAAGAGCAACAAAAAGAUAUCUCCCUGUUUAUGAAAAGGUGCUAAAGGAUCAUGGACAAGAUUUCCUUGUUGGCAACCAGUUCAGCUGGGCAGACAUACACCUGCUUGAAGCUAUUCUAAUGGUGGAAGAAAAGUCCUCCAGUAUUCUGACUGACUUUCCUGAGCUGCAGGCUUUUAAAGCAAGGAUCAGUAACAUUCCCACAAUUAAGAAGUUUCUCGAACCUGGAAGCCAAAGGAAACCUGUGCCCGAUGAUAAAUAUGUGGAGACUGUGAGAAGAGUUCUCCAGAUGUAUCAUGAUGUGAAAGGAAACUUUUAGGAAGGCUAGUGAAAGGAUUUCUGUUGAGCUCCAGAGAAUUACCAGUGCUAAUGCCUCAUAAGGAUGGCUGUCACAAAACCCAUGGUAUUACAUUAGAGACAAGGCCGCUUGUAGGACAUUUGAUAGCUACUAAAUAGACUUCUCAUUGGGGAUCUGCAUUCAUUCGUCCAAACAAAAAAUAUAUAUGAAAGACCCUUAUUCGGGUUUAAGAAGUCCAAUGCAAAUUAAUUUCAAACUUUUAAAAGUUUCUUUCAAUUUUCUCUUUCAUGAUUAUUUUCUUUCAGACAUAUUUUACUUGAAUUUAGUGGUUUAUUCUUUGCAUUGCUUCUUGGCCGUUGGAAAAUGAUGAAAUAAUUUGUCAAGAAGAAAGUUCAUCCGGAGGGGGGAGGACAAUCAGUCAGUUCUGAAAGUGAGAGAGAAGUGUUCCCAUGUGUACCAGGAAUAUAUUUGUCUCAUUUGUAGCCAAAAGUCUGCAUCAUCUGAUUGGUGUUCUUCCACAUCACCCAGCCUCAAUCUUUCCAGGACCCUUCCAAUCACAGUGGGCGAGGGGUGGGUUGUGCAGGCUUUUAAAAGAGGCAGAUAAAAGUGCCUUCCUUUCCUUUAUGUUCAAAGACUCUAGUCCAGGGGUUGCCAGCAUGGUGCCUGUGGGCACACAUGCACCCACAGAGACCUUCAUUGCUGACACUCCUCCUGCUGAAAUUAAGUUUGAAACAUGUUGUAGCCAAUAGGCCAUGGGGUAGAUGUGUGUGCCCAAGAUGGUUUCUCCAAUUUGCAAAUGGCCCCAAAAAGAUUGGUGACCGCUGCUUUAGUCCAUGUCUGUCCUUGCAAAAGCAUUGCAGCCAGAAUCUUGUGGUUAUCUCUCCAAUCCCUUCUAUACCAAUUUCCCAAGCAUUUACCAUUCACCUUUAGUAUGAAUUACUAACAUUAGAUUAGUGUUAGUACUCCUCUCUGUAAGUAAGUGUGUGCAUGUGUGUGCAAGCGCACAAGACAUGCACCUGAUCAGCUUAGCUGGGCUGUGUUGAAAAUUCCCCCCGACCCCAUCUUUUGUUCCUGCCUGGUCCACUCCUGCUAAUCCUUCUUCUGGUAAAUGGUGAUACCUGAGAAUUUCAUGCCAUCUGUAUGCAAAAUGGUUAUGUUUAUUAAAGAGGAUAUGAUCUUUAAUUGAACAUAAUGGGAUAUUUUCUUCUCAAAUGGGCAUCAUCUUCCUUUUUUUUUUUUUACCUUUGCUCAUAAAAUUGGUACCCUUACCCAUUUUUUUCUUUUUCCAAAACUAGCCAGGUACUGUGGCCUGUGAGAGUACUAGAAUUCUUGAAAUUUUCAUGCAGAACUCCAAAACUUUAUAUGUCCAUGUGAGUUCUAAUUAACUGACAAAAGGCCACGGAAUGUUUGAGCCAGGAUUUCAAAUUCAGAAGAAUUUAAAAGGCAUUCUUUUCCCCCCAUCUCUAAAAUGGGCACAAUUUGUCUGAUCUUUCUGAAAUGUGGCAGGUCUGAUGCCCUUGUGGAGUACUACAACCUGUAAACUUCAUGCUAUUUGGCUGCAGCACUCCAGAGUAAAUAGGUGGCAGAAGAGAGGGCUGGAAAGUAAUGGAAAUGUAUCAAACCUAGGAAUCUCAAAUCUCUCUGAAAUUUGGUAAAUUUUAAUCUGUUUAAAAUGUCAACGGUUAUAGGUAGACAGAAGACUACUUCAAAUUAUGCAGUCGAGUUGCCUGCAUUUGGGGAAAUUGCAGGGGUCAGCACUCCCGGAGUGCAGUGGAUGAAAAGUAUUUCCAAAAAAUGAAAGGAAAUCUAACAAAUACAUGAACUAAUUCUGAAUUAACUAAAUAUGAAAAGUUUUACCAAAUUAUAACAAUAUUUUUGAAUUUCAAAUGCAAAAUUAAAACAAAAUUUCCCAUGGAUAUCCUUACUUACUGUGUACUUCUAAUGGUAAUAUGUAGCAAAGGGAGAAUACUAUAUAAAGGACUUACAAUUAGACAUGUUGACUGAUGUUUCUGCUCUUUAAAAUAUGCCUUUUUAUUAAGUGUAUUUUGUGUAUUCUGUUGCAUUGGGUGAAGCAGUAUUUUUCUUCAACCAGAUAGAUAUAUAUUAGAGGGAACAGUGCUGUUCUGCCAAUGGAAGGGGUUUGCUGUGCUGACUUGCUUCCCUUCAUUGCUGGUAUUUGUGAGCUAAGAUGGCAAAGGUUAUAGAAAAUGUAUGAAGACAUUAGAAGUGACACUUAUUUUCAAAUUCCUAUGAAAUCAAAAUAUGCUUGGAUCUCUAAGUCUUCACAGUAUUUUAUCUAACUCCUUAAACUAAAUUCUAUUAUUAUGCUAAACUUAAAUUGAAUAUUACAGAUCAAAUGUUUGUAGCUCUUUUCAUGUUAUGUUGCUACCACAACCUGGAAAACUGUUUUGGUUCCAAUAAACUACUUUUAUUCUUGAA
This is a messenger RNA of Rhineura floridana, 3214 nucleotides long. RefSeq names its product glutathione S-transferase 3-like. NCBI's taxonomy places the organism in Eukaryota, Metazoa, Chordata, Lepidosauria, Squamata, Rhineuridae. The record is from RefSeq and is a predicted model, not a curated record. The transcript has 7 exons. Gene Ontology annotation, biological process: xenobiotic metabolic process; glutathione metabolic process. The coding region runs from base 104 to 796 and encodes 230 amino acids. Gene Ontology annotation, molecular function: glutathione transferase activity.